Molecule: messenger RNA, 1629 nt
Organism: Mesocricetus auratus (golden hamster)
Lineage: Eukaryota; Metazoa; Chordata; Mammalia; Rodentia; Cricetidae
Product: UDP-glucuronosyltransferase 2B17-like
Exons: 7
Coding region: 1-1629 (542 amino acids)
Molecular function (GO): UDP-glycosyltransferase activity
Source: RefSeq, a predicted model, not a curated record
AUGCCUGUGAAGUGGAUGUCUCUUCUGCUGCUCCUGUUGCAGAUGACUUGCUACUUCAGAUCUGGGAAUUGUGGGAAGGUGUUGGUGUGGCCAAUAGAAUACAGUCACUGGCUGAAUCUAAAGAUAAUACUGGGUGAACUUACAGAGAGAGGUCAUGAAGUGACUGUUCUGAGACCUUCAGCUUCCAUAUUUCUUGAUCCUGAAAAGUCACCUGACCUAAAGUUUGAGAGUUUUCCUACAUCUCUCAGUAAAGAUGAUCUGGAUAAGACUAUCAUGAGGUUUGUGAAUGUAUGGACUUAUGAGAUGCCAAGAGAUACAUGUUUGUCAUACUCGCCGUUGCUAGAAAAUUUAUUUCAGGAAAUUUAUGACAGUUAUCUAAUUCUUUGUAAAGACACAGUUUCAAACAAACAGCUGAUGACAAAACUACAGAAAUCCAAGUUUGAUGUCCUUGUCUCGGAUGCCAUUGUUCCCUGUGGGGAGCUGAUAGCUGAACUGCUCCAGAUCCCUUUUCUGUACACUCUUCGCUUUACUCCUGGCUAUACAAUGGAAAAGAACAGUGGAGGAUUUAUAGUCCCUCCCUCUUAUGUACCUAUAAUUUUGUCAGGAUUAGGGGGCCAAAUGACAUUCAUGGAGAGGGUAAGAAAUAUGAUAUGUAUGCUUUAUUUUGACUUUUGGUUCCAGUCACUUAAUGAGAAGAAAUGGGAUCAGUUUUACAGUGAAACUUUGGGAAGGCACACGACCUUAGCUGAGACAUCAGGCAAAGCAGAAAUGUGGCUCAUUCGCUCCUACUGGGAUUUGGAGUUUCCUCGCCCAACCUUACCAAAUGUUGACUAUGUAGGAGGACUCCACUGCAGACCUGCUAAACCCUUGCCUAAGGAAAUGGAAGACUUUGUCCAGAGUUCUGGAGAGCAUGGUGUUGUGGUGUUUUCUCUGGGGUCAAUGGUCAGCAACAUGACAGAAGAAGAAGCCAACACUAUUGCAUGGGCCCUUGCACAGAUUCCACAAAAUGUUCUUUGGAGAUUUGAUGGCAAAACACCAGACACCUUAGGACCCAAUACCAGAGUCUACAAAUGGCUCCCCCAGAAUGAUAUUCUAGGUCAUCCAAAAACCAAAGCCUUUGUAACUCAUGGUGGAGCUAAUGGCAUCUAUGAGGCAAUUCAUUUUGGAAUCCCUAUGAUUGGCAUUCCUUUGUUUGGAGAACAACAUGAUAACAUUGCCUACAUGGUGGCCAAAGGAGCAGCUGUUGCAUUAAAUUUCAGAACACUGACAAGCUAUAAAGAGAAUGCUAUGUGGUUAUCAACUAUUCACAAUGACCAGCCCAUGAAGCCUCUGGACAGAGCCGUCUUCUGGAUUGAGUUUGUCAUGCGCCACAAAGGAGCCAAGCAUCUGAAGCCUCUUGCAUACAACCUCACCUGGUACCAGUACUACUCUCUGGAUGGCCUGGGGCGACGCCCCCGCCCUCCUCCGGCGUCCCGGGUGCCCGGCAUGAGUCCGGAAGUGGCCCUGACCCAGGCUGGACGCCGGGCGAGUAAACCCGUGUCAGCUGACAGCCGGGAGGCAGCUGGUGCAGGUGGCCCCCCUCGACGAUGUCCCCUCCUCCUGCGUCGAACCGCCAGAACUGAGUCCUAG